This is a messenger RNA of Aricia agestis (brown argus), 1705 nucleotides long. Its product is annotated as protein Wnt-11b-like. NCBI's taxonomy places the organism in Eukaryota, Metazoa, Arthropoda, Insecta, Lepidoptera, Lycaenidae. The record is from RefSeq and is a predicted model, not a curated record. The coding region runs from base 200 to 1588 and encodes 462 amino acids. Gene Ontology annotation, molecular function: frizzled binding; cytokine activity. Gene Ontology annotation, cellular component: extracellular region. Gene Ontology annotation, biological process: canonical Wnt signaling pathway; multicellular organism development; neuron differentiation. The transcript is spliced from 7 exons.
GCGCUCGUCGCACGCGAGCCCCGCCAGCCCCGUGUGUGAGGUCCCCGACGACUGACGAGCCCGCAACUUCACAAGUCAUCUCGGCGAGCUCGCGGCACCCCGCAUCCGCCGCCGGACGCGUUUUCCCGCCAAAUACAUCGCGACUUUUUGUUUUUUGAGCGCGAGUUCCGUGCGAGACGAAGUAACCAUUAAUUUUGUGAUGCGUUGUUUUUUUGUGAUUUUUGUUAUGUUCUUUGUGUUUUUACCCAAAUCGACCGAGGCGAUUCGAUGGCUGGCCCUAUACGAGAACGAAGGCAACUGGACGGAGAGCGACUGCUGGGAGGCGCGGCGUGGCGGUGCGCUGUGGGACGGGCAGGCGCGCGUGUGCCGCCGCCAGCCGGCCGCCAUGCCGCACGUCGCCGCCGCAGCGCGCCUCGCCCGCGCCGCCUGCCGCCAGGCCCACGCCGGCGAGCGCUGGAACUGCUCCUCCGUAGAGCUCGCGCCUAACUUCACGCCGGACCUGCUCACAGGUACCCGUGAACAAGCGUACGUGUACGCGGUGUCGGCGGCGGCGCUGGCGUGGUCGGUGGCGCGGGCGUGCGCGUCGGGCGCGCUCGCUGCGUGCUCGUGCGCCGCCCCGCCCCGCGCCCCGCCCCGACCGCCCCGGCAGGCCGCGCCCACCGAACCACACGCGCGCUUCAAGUGGGGCGGCUGCGGAGACAACUUUCAGUGGGCUGAGAGAUUUGCCAAGCAGUUCCUAGAUUCGCAUGAAAUCGACGUACGCGAUGGGAAAUACGAGGAGGAUUUUGAGAUAGAGUAUCACACUACUGAAAAAACGACGACGACGACGACAACUACCGAGCCGACGACGUCGCCGCCGGUGGUGAUUCUGGUGGACGACCAGCCCGCGCCCGCUAACACCAGCAUGGCGCCGCGCAAGAAGGGCCGCCGCGGCCGCAAGCGCCUGCCGCGCUCCCCGCGACGCGGCCGACCAACGAGGAAAAGAUUCAGACCAAGAUACGAGUACGACGACGGCGCCCUCAACUCUCGCAACAUCGAAUACCGCAUGGCAGCGGACGACCCGCGCUUCGACCCGCAGGUGGACUUGCGUACGCGCCUCGAGCGCCUGCGACCGCUCAUCGCCUCCGCUAACCUCAUCAACAGUCGCUUCGGGAGAAAGGUGGUGUCAGGCGGCAUGCGCACCAAAUGCACGUGUCACGGCGUGUCGGGGUCGUGCUCGGUGCGGACGUGCUGGCGCUCGCUGGCGCCGCUGGCCCGCGCUGCCGCCGCGCUCGCCAAAGAGGCCGCCCGCGCCGCAGCGCUGCGUCCUCGCCGCCGCACGCACGCACGUGCGCGCCUGCGCUACGUCACGCCCAGUCCAGACUACUGCGAGCCCGACCCCGCCGCCGGCUCUCUCGGCACACACGGCAGGAAAUGCAACGCGAGCCUGGGGUCCGCGGCGGGCGGGUGCGCGCGUCUGUGCUGCGGGCGCGGGCGGCGCGCGGCGCGGCAGUCGCGGCUGGAGCGCUGCCACUGCCGCUACCACUGGUGCUGCCGCGUCGACUGCCAGCUCUGUCGCGUCACCAGCGAGGAUCACUUCUGCAACUGACCUACCCGACCAUAGCUUGCCGUUUUUUUAAUGGUGGCCAUACACCAUCCUUCCUAUCGUCCAAUCGGCAUGACGCUACCGAUUGGAUCAGUUAGAACUGACCGUGUGUGGGAGUGG